UACCUUUGCCGCCAUUUUGAAUUUCUAAUGAAUUGUCUGGCGGACCGGCACUGUGUGGUUAUGUAGAGAUAUCACAUUCUGUAAUCGUGCUCUUAGUAAUAGUGGAUGGCGGCAGCUUCGGGUUCCUCUGCUCACACAUGCAGGAAACGUGAAACGUGAAAACGGCUUAGAAACAAGAGGAUUUACCUGUGAUAGCCGAUAGAGCGUCUGACCACGUAAAAUGGACAAGUUGGGCACAGAUUGGUUCAAGAAUGUGGGGAAUAUGCGAGAAGCAAAAGACGAGUUGGAGGAGAUUGCAAAGAGCAAAGAUGACAAGGCAUUCCGUUCCGUGGUGGAUUUCCUGUGUGCAUGCCUGGAUUGUUCCACAACAGAACACUUGGAGGCCUUCAAACGUGUUCUAGGAGACGACCUGGUUAAAUGGAAGGGUCAUGAGAAGGAUCUUUGCGAGAUUCUGGAGAAGUUCCGAAUUCUGGAAGAGAAGACGGACGAUGAUGACGCAUUCUACAACUCAGCUGUGGAUGAUGCUGUGGAAGAACUGCUGGAGAGGUCAAAAACAUGCCACAAGAAGAUCAUGCCUAACGUGGUGAGUCUUCUUGUCUUCGCCCUGAACAAAGGCACAGAGACACAUCUGCACAUGGCAGAGGGAAUCGCGUCGGCUGAUGGCAUCCGAGACAUGUUGGAUAAGUUAAACGAUGAGGAGGCCAAGAGUGUACUCAAUGCCUACUUUGAGAUGAUAAAAGCGGAGACGUUCAAUCCCGACUCAGCAUUUGCCAUCGCAGUUUCGGGUUCUCUGUCUUCCAACCUAGCAGAGAGUGCAAAGAGCGCAAAGAAUGUGACGACUCUAACAGAGAUUAUCAACUACUGCUCAGAGAAGGAGCUGCUCAAAGAAGAUGAGCCAGACCAGGAUAAUGCAUAUGGCAUGGCCAUCAGGAUAAUGAUGGCUGUUUUUAUCAGCAAGAACAUGAGUAACCCUGAGAAUCUGAUGUUGGUGACGCCUGCAUUCAUCCGUCUCCUUGGCAACGAAGAGGUGUCCGGGCAGAUGGACCUGUCCAGUUACGUCAGCAUGUUCAUGCAGCAGGGGGAGGUCCUGGCUCCGCACGCAGACCAGCUCCUGGAUGCCUUCAUCAACAACGAUGACAACGAUGCCAUCAAUGACAUUGCUAACGUGCUGCCGGCCGUGUACAAGCACAACCCUGAACCGUUCAAAAAACGUCUCCCUGAAAUAGUGGAGAAGAUGGACGACGUUUCUGCUGACAGUCACUCCGGAUUCUACCACCUUUUCCAUGAGAUGUCAAAGACUGAGCCACAAGUCCUCAUGCCAUAUGCAGAAAAGCUGGAAGAGGGUUUCGACAACAUGUCCUCUAUGUCAUAUGCACUGCAAACCAUGAAAGAGCUCUGUAAGGACGACACCAAACCAUUCCUGGACAAGAUUGACACAUUAGAGAAGGUGUACAAGUCCCAGCCGAUGAUGUGCUACUUUAUCUACGAAGUUGAGUCUAUCAUAGGCUUAUACAAUGAGGAGUACGCAGAGCGAGUUAUGGCCCUGUUGACGGACAAGCUUACAACAGGUGAUGCCACGUACCAAAGCUCUGUCCUGAUGUUCAUGAAGACCGUAGGCGGCCGGUACAAGUCCGUGUUGGAGAAGCGGAGGACGAACAUCGAAGUUUUGCUGAAGAGCAGCCAACCUGGCGUUGCUGACAUGGCUCAAGGCAUGCUGGACUACCUUGAUGAUAGAAGCCUGAAGAGCUUGGACCAGGAUAUCAAAGAGCAGAAAGAGGAGGUGGACAAGCUGGACCAACGAGUUACAAAAACAGAGGAAAAAGUUGAAGACCUUGCGGAUGACGUGUCGGACCAGCGGCAGCAGCUGGGGGAGGUGAAGGAGGACGUCCAGCAGCAGGAAGAGAAGCUGACGGAGCUGGAGCACGUGGUGGACGAGACGGUGGAGAAAGUGGAGGAGAUAGACCACAAGACCCUCAGUGCUGCCCCUGCGUGGUCCCGUGACGUGUCCCUGUUGAUGAAUGAGGAAGGUGACUAUGACUGGAGGUUCCUGGCGGUCCGGCUCGGCUACGGGCCCGAGGACAUCCGGGCCUGGGCUACCAACGCCGACCCCACCAUGGCCAUGCUCAACGAAUGGUACAACACCCACCGCAGCAGCGAGGCCACCUACGCCGUGCUGAAGUCCCUACAGGAGAUGGGCCGGACAGACGCCGCGGAAAUCAUCGAGACCGCCAUGGAGGAGGCUGGCGCAGCAAUACCCAAACCAGCGGCUGACGAGCCCACCAACCCGCCGCCUAUCUUCAUCAGCUACCAGUGGGACAUUCAGGACCAGGUCAAACUCAUCAAGGAACAUCUGCAGAUGGCUGGGUACGAGAGCUGGAUGGAUAUCGGACAAAUGGGUGGAGGAGAUCAGCUGUACGCGAAGAUAGACAAGGGCAUGCGGGGAGCUAAGGUUGUUCUGGCCAUGGUCACGCCCAAGUACGCAGAGUCUACAAACUGUAACCAUGAGAUCAACCUGGCGAACCUGCUGAACAAACCCAUCAUCCCCCUCCUGGUGGAGAACACGCCCUGGCCGCCGCCUGGAUCCAUGAGCAUGAUUUUCUCUCAGCUCCUGUACAUCAUGUUUCACGGUGCCAGUUCCAGUUCCGGUAAAUUCUGGCCUGAUUCCAGCUUCUACGAGUUGUUAGGACAGCUGGCCUAUCAUGCCGCUCCGGACCAGAGCCUCAUCACGGAUGAAUACAGGAAUUGGACACCAAGCGUUGAGAAUAAAGAGGAGAAAGACAGCAGUACAAAGAAGUCUGAAAAGAAGGAAAAAACGUCCAGCACGCCAGUGGAAGACAAGCAGGACGUAGAACCUGUGGUGAACCCGGAAGUGUUCCUGUCCUACCAGUGGGGUCACCAGCCGCAGGUGAAGGCCCUGUACAGCCAGCUGACGUCACGAGGUUUCACCUGUUGGAUGGACAUACAGCAGAUGGGAGGAGGAGAUGCGCUCUACGGCAAGAUUGACAAGGGCAUCAGGAGUGCCAAGGUUGUUGUUUCCUGCGUGACCCCAAAAUACACGCUCUCCGCAAACUGCCGAAGGGAGGUCAGCCUGGCGGACGCACUGCGCAAGCCCAUAGUGCCUCUGCUGCUGCAGGACACAUCCUGGCCGCCAGAGGGCCCCAUGAGCAUGGCAUUCACGGAACUCCUGUACAUCGACUGCAGGGAUGAGAGUACUCAGAACAACUGGGAAGGCGCCAAGUUUGAAGAAUUGCUGCAACAGGUUUCCCGUCAUGCUACCCCAGCUCCAAAACCCGCACGCCCCAGCCCUCAGGCUAAGCCGCAAGAGAAGAGAGGACAAACUCCGACAAAAGCGGCUGCAGCAAAAAAGGGGGAUGGCGAAGCCACCACAGACAAAGCAGAAGAGCCAGAUGACCCAAAAGAUGCACGCGAAGAAAACGAAGUAGAGAACGUCCCACAAACAGCACCCACUGUUGAUAAUAACAAACAUCAAGAUGCAGUCAAGUCCACACCACCGCAUGUACAGCCAACAACAACGGGUAGCAUGGACCAAGUAGACAAGAACACAGGCAAGAAGAUGAAAAAGAAAAAGUCUAAAACCUGCUCAAUAUUAUGACACUGGUAGAACAGCUGUGGAA
Messenger RNA from Branchiostoma floridae (Florida lancelet), 3635 nucleotides. RefSeq lists its product as uncharacterized. The transcript is spliced from 24 exons. Gene Ontology annotation, biological process: signal transduction. The record is from RefSeq and is a predicted model, not a curated record. NCBI's taxonomy places the organism in Eukaryota, Metazoa, Chordata, Leptocardii, Amphioxiformes, Branchiostomatidae. Bases 221 to 3613 code for a protein of 1130 amino acids. Gene Ontology annotation, molecular function: protein binding.